Molecule: messenger RNA, 820 nt
Organism: Trichoderma harzianum CBS 226.95
Lineage: Eukaryota; Fungi; Ascomycota; Sordariomycetes; Hypocreales; Hypocreaceae
Exons: 1
Coding region: 256-738 (160 amino acids)
Source: RefSeq, a predicted model, not a curated record
AUUUCAAGAACGGACCUGUGAUGAUAGCAGUGGCGAUAGCAGCAGGCAUUGUAGAAACAUAGCGGUAGUAGCAACUGCGAGAAGCACAAGGAAGACAAGUCAUGUGGUGGUUCCUCCGCAUCUCCUUCUGAUCCUUGAACAGCUCAAUUGCUGGGGUGUUGAUAGCCACUUUCACAAAGAAUGAACGGAACAAGAAGCAGUGAGCAAGAGUCGAAUUGAGCUGGCUGCAUAUUGCUCAUUUACCAAAGGCAAGGCAUGGAACGGGGUCCAACACGGAUGUGCUCUCCGUACUCCGUACUCGGAACGCCAUUCCGUAGCCUGCUAUUCGCUCCGUUUGUUCGCUUGGAGAAAAGGCGGCACUUGGGCAACAAUACAGCACCCACGGCUAUUUGCUCUGCUUGCCUAGACGAGACAUGCUCCAGGGGUCGCCGCCAAUUGGAUGGCGCCCCUGGGGUUGGAGAGAGACCCCUGCUCAUUGACGCCGCACCAGACAGCUGGGUACCGGUACUCAGUCACCCCCAACCCCAGAGGUACAAAGAGCGACCAGCGCUAGGAGCAAAGAGCACAGAGAGGGAAAAAACGGAGAGCAGUUUCGAACGGUUGAGAGGCCAGAGUCAUUUCGUCCGGUUAGGCAUGGUGGCAUCGAAUGUCGUUCUCAAGGCUGGCCAGGGCCGAGCGGAUUAUUCCGUGAUCCAUGCUUUUGCGGACCGCUGCCUGCCAAAGUCGAAGAAGAGUUAGGCACAAUACAGCACAAAACAAAGAAAGUCCAAAAUAGCAGGCUCGUAAAAGAGAAAAAAAGAAAGGAAAUACUGUAAUAUUA